GAAACUGGUUGUCCUGGUGCCUACCCCCACCCCCCCGUUCUGUAAAUAAUCCUUCCCCUCUCUACCCCCUCCGCCACCACUCACAACCCACUGUGGGGAGUAAGGGGACCAGAGCGGUAUCUCUGGCACCACACUAGGGAUUAUCAGGUAAUAAAAGCUUUGACUCCCUAAGGAAGCGUCUCCCUUUGUCUGGGGUGGGGCAGCUGUACCAGGGCCAGGGCUCUCCCAGGCCACUCCUGGCCCUGCUCUCAGUGUGCUGUCUCAGCUGGUCUCAGAAGCCGUAGUCUUCUCGACGACUCCUUUCGGACCCGCGCAGCCUCUCCAGCUCUUAGCUAGUUGCCAGGACCCAUGUCUCAUUCUCAGCACGUCUUUGGUGCGGUGAUCCCAGCCAGCCUCACUCCCUGGGAACAUGGCCAGGGUCCCCACUGUUUGCCUAGCGUGGGGCAUGGAAGAGAGAGGAGGUAGCUGGCUAAGUAAUGCCAAUCUGGAUUGUGCUACAAAACUCUGGAUUGUGUUGCUUUGUCCAGGAUAAGCCUUUAUAUCCACACUUAUUGGGUUAAAUAGCUUUCAUUUAAUUUAACAAAAUUUCACUUCAUUUCAUAUUUGGACUUUUUUAUGAGAAGUGCCUCAGACCCAGAGGCCAGGGUGAUGGGAGUCUUCGAUCCCAACUUGGUAUCAAGCCUGACGUAUUACACAAAAGCGUCUAACUUUUGUGUCUUAAAUAAGGUGGGUGUUUCAUUUAUUUCUCAUGUAACGGUGUGCCCAGUCCAGAGACCUAGUGUCCUCCCAUCUUGUGGUCCCAGUGUCCCUUUAGGAUGUUAUUCGUGUCCUUGUGGCUGAAGCUGGAUCACCGUCUUCUCCCAUGGAGAAGCAGAAAGAAGAUGGAGAGCAAGCAACCUCAUUUCUAAGGACAUGAAGCUUCCUACAGCCUUCUUUCCAUUUGCACUCAUACCCCAUUGGCUAAAACUUAGUCCUAGGCUGUACCAUAGGACAAUAGAAUUGCUAGGAAACGUGGUCUUUGGUUGGCACAGCUGGGAGGGUGGGUCUCUUCGUUGCCUCUCAUCCUCAUGAGCAGCCCCUGAUGGGAACAGGAGCGUAAACUGGUUGCCACAGCUGCGACAGCCUCAGUGCGAGGCUGAGAGAGUCUUGUGGCCUGUGGGGCCUUUUUCAAGAAGCAGGGAUAGGCCCUGCGCUACUCAGGCUGUCAGGAGUGAGAAGUGGCACUCCAUUCUGGGCCGUGGAGGCACACUCAGGUCAUUGCUGGUGUGCUUUUUGGCGGAGAUGGGACUUGAGCUACCCAAGGGAUGCUGGGAAUUUGGAUGAGCAAAAGGAGGCAAAGUCAUACAGAGCCACAUUACAGAAGGCCUCAGAGCCCAGGUGAACAGAUGGGUUGGCUCCAAGAUGGAAGCCAAGUUCACCACAUAUUCAGGAUAUCCUCAGGAGGCAGGGGCACCAUGACAGACAACCUCUGGAAGUUUCUGUGAGGUGAGUAUGUGUCAGAAGUACUCGGUCCUUCUGUAAGAACUAAGGAACUCCAAGGGGCAAUAAAUUAAAAACUCAGUGGUUUUCAAAGAAGCCUAAGUAAGUUAAGCAAAGACAGAAUAUGAAGGAUUUCUGAGGAGAGGUGCCAUGUUUGGGAAGGAGACCCUGAUUUUUUGCAGGCUACCUCCUGGCAGAUGGAGAAGAGCAGGCUGGGGUCAACAAGCUACAUAGCCAACUUAUAGGAGAGCCCUUCUCAUGCCUGUGCUGCCUCGCUACCCCCCACCAGGCUGCCUACCUCCUGUUGCUCGGGCUGGCAUUGAGCAGCUUACACACCAGUGCUUACAAGGGUUUUUACAGAAGGACUGAGUAUCUCUACCAACUCACCAGUGUGGGCUGGCAGCUUUCUGCUGGAGUCCACGCUGAUUUGCUUGGUGGCUAGGCCAGUAUUUUAAAUACCACUGGUUGCUUAACAGACAUCUUUAAGCAGGCCUUGCAUGGUUGCAAGAGACAUAAACCCAACGGGAACUAGUCGAGGCUAAAGGGAAGUGUAUCAGGGCUCACACCACACAGUCGUGUGAGAAUGGCAAGGGUGAUUGCUUCAUCCAUUGCCCAUCUCCCAGCUAGUUAGCUAUGCCCCAGGGAGCAUGAGCCAGUGCAGAUUUCUCAGAAGGGGGAGGGCGAGGCAUCCAGUGCCCACCGUGCUCAGACCUCACUUCAUCAAGUCAGCACCCUCCUGGGCAUUCAGUUCCCUUCAACACCCCUCUGACCACCACCAAAUGUACAAGUCUUUGAUUUAAAAAAAAAGGGGGGGGUGCCUGAGUGGCUCAGUCAGUUAAGCGUCUGACUUCAGCUCAGGUCAUGAUCUCCUGGUUCGUGGGCCCAAGCACCUACAUCAGGCUCCAUACUGACAGCAGAGCCUGAUUUGGAUCCUCUGUUCCCCUCUCGCUGCCCCUCCCUGACUUGCGCACUCUCUCUCCCUCUCUCAAAAAUAAACAAACAUUUAAAACAUUUAAAAAACAAACACCACUUCCCCCAGGCCUAAAGUCUUCUGCCUUUAUGAUAGACUCACUCUCACCUCUUCCAUAGUUCAUCCCCACAGAUUCCUUUCUUUCCAAUUCCCGGGGAUCCACUCUCUGUCCACUAGUUCCUGCCUUCUGACUUUAUCCUCACUCUGGAGCCACUGCUCCUCCUUUCUCCUCCUUCAGAGACUGGCCAUUCCUGUGGUCUGUAGGUUAUGCCUCCUUAGCUCUUCUGCAACCCUGAGCUCCAGGUCGGCUUCCUGCCACGUGACUGCACGUGGUGACUCACGGCACCUGUCUCACACUCCCAAUGCCCAGGGGUUCACCCUGUCUCUCCAGAGUCUUCGGUCCCUUCCUCCAGCCUUCCAGCAUUCUCUGCGCCUCCCUCCCUCCACCCCUAGCCCACAGAUCCAGACCUGCCAGCACUUCCUGUGUUGACUCUUCUCCAUUUUGUUCCUUGUAUUGGAGCACCACUGCUGCCCUGUGUGCAGACUCCAGCUAACUCUGUCAUCCUUCAUCCAGACCAUCUGCUCAGGGCUUCAUGCCCCUCUGUGCUCCAGCAGCACCCGAGCACACUGCUCUGUGCCUCUGCUUUCCCAGCCGGCUACAAGCAGUUCCCAGACUGGAAUGAAGUCCUAUCCUCAGGACCGAGCAUUAGUUGCUCAGUGGUGAACACAUGGCUUUCUGGGUCCUGCUGAGAGGGAUAGGAGGAUCAAUUCCAGAGUCUAUAGUCUGGAAGAGGACAGCAAACGUUCCUGAAAAGCUAUGUAUGUGGCCAGAAAGAAAGGAACAAGAGCAUCCUUUGGGAAGCUUAGUUCUGGUUUGGAUGUUUUAGGAAAAACCACAAACAAACUACGGAAAAAAUAAAGGCACCCCAUUCCUCUUUUAAAAUAAACACAAGGGACUUGGAAUAAAACAUUCUGUAAACCCAAACCAGAACUAAGCUAGUUUACUGAACUCAAAGGAAUCAUUUUCACUAAACCAUAAAACAAAUGUUUUUCCUAAAAAUUACUUGGUUAACCAACACACAUAGGAACAAAGUAUUUUCCAAAACAAUUUCACUGAACAUACAAUCCACACAUUGUUUGGAAAUUGAUGUGUGCCUUCCUGCAAGGGAAGCUGAAGUCCAGGCGCCCAUGAAUAACUGGUGCCUGUUGUGCCAUCCCCUCCCCCUUCUUUGCUUCCGGAUUUGAUGCACCUGCUCUCCUAAUGACUGGCCACCACGCCACCAAGCCUGACCCUGGCCCUUGCAUUUGCUGUUCAGCCCAAAUGUGGAAAUUGCCUAUUAACCCUGUAAACAGGCCUCUGCCCGCUGCCCCCGCUCCAGGCGAAUAGCUGGUGGAAAGCUAAUAGCUGGUCCACGGUGGAAAGUUGAGCUGAUGCAGAAUGAGAGGCAGGGGCAUGUUUCAAGUGUCUAGGUGAGCUGUGCCAAACUCCACGAAUAGUCUUGGGUUGAGCACAGGAUGGGGAAGGCUUGGAACCUUGAGAGGCAAGAUUAUUCCUACCCCCUGCUCAUAGGCCCACAGAUGCUGCACUGCCCCCUUAGCUGAGCCCCCUCUCAUGGGCCUGCAGGGAGGAGAGAGAAGCCCCACCCAAAACUACCUCCAUCUAGAGCGACCCAGCCCUGGUGCUCAGGUGUGUGGAUGAGGUUCAUUCCAUCCACCCCCUUUUACAGUUGAGCAAACAAGCCCUUAGGUCCCCAUGGCCUCCCCCAGACCUCUCCACAGGUUGCUGGCUCCCCACUCAGGCUGCCAACUGCGUGGGACACGGGUCCCCAGCCAUUGCCGCCUCCGGGCCACAAUUUCCUUUUCGGGUCAGGGAAGACUGAGGGCUUUGUCGGCCUAAGGGCAGGAGCCUGAGGAUGCAGCCCCGGAAGUGGGAGGAGGAUUCUUAAGGGCGUGGCCCGGCUGGAGCAGUCCUACCUCCUCAGAUCCCUGGGAAGACAGGGAGCGGGAGCAAUCUGUCUGGUGACCCCAGGGCCAGUGGCUAGGAACAUGCACUGGGAAGGGAAGAGUGUCGGGUGGCAGGCUACUCCCCCUCCCUUCAUGGAGACGUCACUGGAGUCUGGACCAGGAGCAGGGGGAGGAGUCACCAUAAAUCCCAGAGCUGGCUGUCUGGGGGUCCCACUGUCACCUGGAGGAGCCACCUCAAGGAGCCACCUCGUCCACAGCUUUCCCUCCGUGAGUGAAGAGGCUGCUUUCCCUCAAGGGCUGGGACUCCUGGAUGGCAGUCUGUCCUGGGUGUAUGGCACUCUGUUCCUCUUCUCCCUCCCAAGUCCCUCUUACCCAUGAAUCACGUCCCAAAAAGAACCCUUUCCCUUUCUCUCCCCAACACUGUUUCUAUGCCUGCUGCCUCUAGUGUGGGAGGGACGAGGGGUAAAAGCACUUGCCCCUGUCACCACCACACAUCCAUUCCACAUCCCCAACUGCCAUGGAAGAGAGAUGGCAACCCACAGAGAAAAGGCAGGGUGCUGUGCACCAGGUGCCCCCAGUGCCCCUACACUGCUGCCUGUCUCUAGGAGGGCUCCCCUGACCCGAGUCUCUGUUACUUUUUCCAACUUUCUACUUCUGGAAUCCCUGACGGGAGGAGGGGUAGGCCUGACUGACCAGGAAGGGCCCUCAGCUGGCAAGGCUCGAAUCCUCUAUGCCCUGGGGGGGGGGGGGGGGGGUCUGGGGAAGGCUAGCCGCCAGGAGCCUCUGGGGUCCAGAUCCCUGGACUCCUGGGAUGAGGAGCAGUGGCAGAAGAGGGAAGGGCAUUAGGAACCACUAAAGCUGCCCCUGAAGCGCCAGCUGUCCAAGGGGCCCCCGGCAGAAAAGGAAGGAGGUGUGGAUGGAAGUAUCCGCCUUCUUGAGUGCUGUCCACUAUCCGUGGGAGCAGCCCUGUCAUGGCCGGCUGCAGGCUAGGCCUUCUGCUACUGCUGCUGCUGACUGCCCACCCUGGACGCUGGAAGGCUCAGCACUGGUCCCAGGGCUGGUACCCCAGAGGAAAGUGGGCUUCCAGCUCAGCCCAGCACCCACAGCAUGUCCCAAGGCUCCCAGGAAGGGUCCUGGGCACUGCAGCAAGCAGACCAGACAAGGCUGCCCAUAACCUCCCAAGCGAUGCCCUGGCUCCCCAGAACAGUGUGCCCUGGGAGGCCAGAACCACAGGCUGGUGGUCCCUCUACAGGAAGCAGCGCCUGGUGCAGACACUGCUGGUAAGUACAGAGAGAGGCCCAGGCAUUGGCCACCAGGGGCCAUUAUGGCCAAGGACUUGGGCUAUGUGGACAGAAGAGGGGGUAAUGAGAAAACACAGAGACGCCCCCUGCCAAAGCACCCUCAGGCACACAGCCAGAUGCCAUCUGCUAUUCUUCCUAUUUCCCAGAAUUCUUGGAACAAUUUAUGAUAAGAUACUUAUGUUAAAGUAAAAGAUUAGAAGUCAUUAGUGGAGUAGGAGGAGACAAUUGUGCUUAAAACCUCCAUAAGUAAGACCAUAGCUGUAGCGGGAUCCUCUAGGCUUCUUUCUCAUCAUCAGGAGAACCCAGUGUGUCUCCCAGUGGGAAGAGAUGAGGAGUGUGAACUCACACUAAUAGAAGGGGCCCCAGAACCAGGUGGUCACUGCACUAGCAAUGACUUGGUGAUUGCAGAAGACCGAGUGCAGAGAUGGAUUACUACUAUUUUGCAAAUUUAUUUUAAAGUGCACCAGGAGGGCGCUAACUGAAGGAGAAAGUGGUAAAUUCCCAUAAGGCAAAAACUUAUCACCGAGUUUAAGUCGGUGUGAGCUCAGGCUUUUACAUACCAGGUUAAGGGUGGGCAACACCCAAGGAGCUACAGAGCGCCCACGCUGGGUCCUCUAGCAGCCAAGGCGCGUCCGCCAGAAGGCCACGUCCAGCUCCGCGGGGACAGGCCUGGAAGAGAGGGGGCGGGCAAGGUCGCAGCUGGGCUGCCAGGGCAUCUGCUAAAAAGCCCGCUUCCUCCCCGCGCAGACCGAACCUAGAGCGCCGCGCCCUGCAGCCCUCCAAUAACGAUGUGAACUCCCUGAAGCUACUGCCUCGAGUUCUCUCAGUCGUCCCCUCCCUUGCCCACCCGCGCUGAGACCCUACCCCGCGCGGGGGCUGGAGGGACGCGGGCCGGGCCCGCCGGCGGGAGGGACACGGGGCGGGUCAUGGCAGGCCUCGCAGGAAGGGCGAAGCCAGAGCCAGCGGGC
Messenger RNA from Acinonyx jubatus (cheetah), 6683 nucleotides. RefSeq names its product progonadoliberin-2. The record is from RefSeq and is a predicted model, not a curated record. NCBI's taxonomy places the organism in Eukaryota, Metazoa, Chordata, Mammalia, Carnivora, Felidae.